AUGAUGUCUGAAAAAGCCAUGGCUAAAUUAAUGAUCAUCAUGCUGGCAGUUUGUCUUCUCACCCAAACAGAUGGGAAACCUGUUAAGAAGAGAGCUGUCAGUGAAAUACAGCUUAUGCACAACCUGGGCAAACAUCUGGCCUCUAUGGAGAGGAUGCAAUGGCUGAGAAAGAAGCUGCAAGAUGUACACAAUUUUGUUAGCCUUGGAGUUCAAAUGGCAGCCAGAGAAGGUGGUUACCAGAGGCCCACCAAGAAGGAGGAAAAUGUCCUUGUUGAUGGCAAUCCAAAAAGUCUCGGAGAGGGAGACAAAGCUGAUGUGGAUGUAUUAGUUAAGGCUAAACCUCAAUAA
This is a messenger RNA of Peromyscus californicus insignis, 348 nucleotides long. RefSeq names its product parathyroid hormone (gene Pth). The record is from RefSeq and is a predicted model, not a curated record. Gene Ontology annotation, biological process: intracellular calcium ion homeostasis; cell-cell signaling. Bases 1 to 348 code for a protein of 115 amino acids. NCBI's taxonomy places the organism in Eukaryota, Metazoa, Chordata, Mammalia, Rodentia, Cricetidae. The transcript is spliced from 2 exons. Gene Ontology annotation, cellular component: extracellular region. Gene Ontology annotation, molecular function: hormone activity; parathyroid hormone receptor binding.